Messenger RNA from Alternaria rosae, 1156 nucleotides. RefSeq lists its product as uncharacterized. The coding region runs from base 401 to 1156 and encodes 251 amino acids. The transcript has 2 exons. The record is from RefSeq and is a predicted model, not a curated record. Lineage: Eukaryota; Fungi; Ascomycota; Dothideomycetes; Pleosporales; Pleosporaceae.
AUGUUUAAUUGAAAGGCGCAGGUCGACAGCGAUGCAGCAUCAAAGAGUGAGAACAAAAAAGCUCUUAAUAGCAAGAGGCUGAAUGUCCGCUUUUAAAUGCGCCGGCUCGCCGAAAAUUUCUGCACAGUUGAUGAGGCAUUUUGUUUGGCCCCGGGUCCUAGCGGGUUGUCCGGGAGGCUCCAAGCUUGCAAGGGUGGGUGCAGCGUCGCUUCGGCCGGGGAAUGGGCGCGGGCAUGGAACGAGGGAGUAGGGAGCGGUACUUACGUCUGAGGCUCGUCCGAGUGGGUAAUGGAUAGUGGGCGCUGGGGGAUGUUGGAGAUUCGGGGCGAGGAGCAGCGUGAAGAGUAGAUGAAGGUUGGGUCGGGCCUAGCAACCACCCGCGAGGGUUGAGGGAGCUAGGAUGGAGCUACCCAGCGCAGCCAAUGGCGCGACAUGCCAUCAUUUCGUCGCAGAUGAGCCGACGAUCGCCAGCCUCACGUCGGAGAUGGGUCUGCACGUGUGUAGUCAACAACAGUCACUAUCUGCUAGUCGCUUGUCCCAAGAAGAGCCGCGUUGCAGCUUCACCGGUCCCGACAUGAGGCCAUUCAGCGCAGCUACUUGGAAACUCCCCAUGAACUCUCCUCGCGCCUCCACACAGUUGCCCAGCAACGAUGUCAUGGCCCAUUGCUUAUCGUCCAUGACUGAUGAAGGCGGCGCGAACCCACCCUCCGAUAGAGCGCCAGGGCCGUUUGACACCAGGCCGAACCGUGGGCAGCAUCAACAGGGCAAGAGCACGCCUAGCGCACCGGAGCCAAAAACAACGCACGUCAAUAAUGCCUCAUUUCCAGACGCUGGCUUCGCGUCGACAGGGCGACGCGCUACGCCGAUAGCGCCCAGGCAGACUGGAGACGCGUGGGGUGGCCUUGGUAGCUUGCAGCCGGGAUCCUCACUAAGCUUCUGCUGUGCCUGUGCCCCCGCAUCUUGGCGAAGCAUGGCACACGAGCGCUACACGGUCUUUGAAACGCUGCAGAGCAUCACCGUGUCACAGGUACCAUCAGCAGAAGCAAGUGUCGCGAGCUGCAAGCGAGCCUUGGAACGUCUGGGUUGUGUUGCCGUGUCCGCUAUUGUGACGCUGCCCGUACUGCCAAUAUUGUUGAUAUCCAGGAUCGUGGAAUAG